Molecule: messenger RNA, 2635 nt
Organism: Dendrobium catenatum
Lineage: Eukaryota; Viridiplantae; Streptophyta; Magnoliopsida; Asparagales; Orchidaceae
Exons: 19
Coding region: 239-2599 (786 amino acids)
Source: RefSeq, a predicted model, not a curated record
AGGUUCAAAUUGCCCGGAAACAAAUCUCUACACCUAUUUAGCUUUCUUUCAAAUCCCGAGGACACCGCGAGGGUUCUCGAUCAAGGGUUAUCUUUUUUUUCUGUUUUUUCUAAUCCGAAGCGAUCCGUCUUCAAUCUUCAGGGCAGCUAACCAGUUCUCGUAAUUGCUUGAGCGGCAUAGAAGGCAUGUAGGUUGCUGCAUCCUCUGUUAAUUUCAUGGAGAAUUUGCAUCACUCAUAAUGUUACAAUGGACGGGAGGUUCUAGGAGGAAGGUGGCAACUUCAAGGAAAUCAACGCAUAAUAGGCAAAAACAGUAUUUUGAGCAAAGAAAGAGGCAAAGACAGGUUUCUGGCCAAGAAAACUGUGCUAACGGAGGUGACAAGCUGGUCCUCCGCAAUGCUGAACCUCGAUCAUUAGAUAUCGUCAACUUGAUAAAUUUGGCAGUAACUUCUCAGCCAGCUUGUGCAGAACAUACUGCUUCAGUGGAUUCCGGCGUUGCAAAGAUUUCAGAUGAUAGUUUGUUGGGAAAAGUUAGUCGCAAUUUUUCCACGGUUCUUGAAACCAGAUUGGAGCAACAGAAAAAUUUUUCUGACAGCAAUCUUCCUCAAGUCAGUGGAAAUGAUUCUUAUCAAUGCACCGAGAAUGUGAAUAAAUAUAAGAUGCCCGGUUCCAUUUCAGAUCAUACUUCCACCUGGAAGGAUGACACAUUCAAGGAAAAGCCUCGAAUUGAGGCUACUGUUCUUGAUUUACUUGGUGAUGAUGGGCCAUCUUCAAAUGGAAGAUCAAUUCCUGAAACUCAUGUAGCACUUUCAGUGGAUGGUCUUGGAAAAAUAGGGUGUCAAACUCCUGCUCAUUCACCAAGAAUGCAGAAUAGAUUCUCCUGCAAGGGCAUUUCUAUGGAAUCAAAAGCGUCAAGGCAGGUUCGUUCAACAUCAGCCCUACAGUCCAUUUAUGAUGGCUGUAAUGAGGAACUGGAUGAAAUGAUUGAUGACUUCAGGGUAUCACCAUUAUGCAAUAAGAGUGGCACAUGGGCUUAUAAUACUAAAGCGACUCUUAAAUCCAGAGUAGGACCAGUGCCUCCAUAUUGCCAUGAGGAUCAAGUUGAUAAAAUCACUUUUACGGGAAAAGAUUUUGAUGCAUGCUUAUUGGCCUCAAAUGAGAAGCAUUCAAAUGAUAGCUUUGGAUAUUUGGAAAAGCAAUUCAUUGGGAAAAACUAUGAUGCUUCAUCUCAUAAUCAAAGAUUUUCUUUUGUGGGACAUCCCUUCCAGAGCUCCACUACCAAGAAGUUCGAAAAAUAUGAAGCCUCUGACGUGGGUGUUAGAGAUACCUUUCUAGGAAGCAGCAGGAAUUUGUGGGAAGGGGGCGAAAUAUUUGAGGCUUCAGUUAUUUGGAGGCCAGCAACUUCUGCACCUCACUUUAGGCAUUCAUCGUCAGAAAAAGAGAGCACAUCGUUUAUCUGGGAAAGUGAUGAUACGAAUGCUGAUGGGAUGUUCAAACUACCUACCUUGGGCUUUUUAUCAACAAAACAUUCUGAAGAUUACGAAAGUAUAUUAAGCGAAGAUUUAAACUCCAAUGCAGCGAGGAAGAAAAGCAGUCUAAAUUUUGGGAUCCAUUCCAUGAAACUGGGGGAAAACAAAAGAAACUCCAGUGAUGAGUUUUAUACGUGUUCAGGGGAAGGGAAAUUUAUGGAAAACUUUUCUCAAAUUAAAAACAUAUUCACUGGGUUUGAUGAUGAAAUUUGGGGAAAAAAAGAAAAGGGCAACAAUGCAUUUGAAAAGUCAGACGUUGAGAACAUAUUUUUACCGGGACAAGUUUCUCCAUCUGAUGACCCCUUCAACAACUUCACAAUGAGAAGCACGACAUCCUCUGGUAACGAAGCCAUGCUUCGAGAUGACCAUUUUGAUAUGUUCCCCCCGCCCCAGUCCAAUUUUAAAGUUCCUUUUGAGUGCGAAGGCACGAAUAAUUUCAUCAAUCAGAAUGAAAUGUUCGGAAAGAAGAUGGCUUUUGAGUUCAAUUCGCAGAUACCAAUGAAGCCUUCAACAAAAGCUAAAAGCUUCGGUCAGUAUUCUUCAAAUCGUGGAGACUUCUUCAAAGAAACUCAUUGUACUCAUCUGCCUAAAUAUCAGGAGUAUAAUGAAGAUAGAGGUAGUUCUGGAAAGCCACCGGUAAAGGACUAUGAAAAGAGAUCCACAUCUUCAGGAAAUGCUGAAAGUGCCGCUGGGGAAGAAACUUUGAGCAAAGUUAGUGAACAUGAGGAAUCAAAGAAUGAAAUUCCAGUACCUUUUGAUAGUCAAAGGGUUGUAAAUUCCCACGAGGAAACUGAAGUAAUUCCAACUGUGAUGGAGGAACUUCCUACUCAGAUACAGAAGUAUGUGCAUAGUAAACUUAAUCAAUUUCAAGGACGUUCACCAGUAGCACCCCAUCCAUGCAACGAAGAAUCUAAAGCAACGUUAGAACCUGAAACCAAGGAAGUUCAUAGUGAAUGUGGUGGUAAUGGUGACGCAUCUUAUCAAGUUAUGCUUCAAAGCUAUGUGCUUCAACUUCUAUGUGUGCAAAAGGUACUCUUGGAAGCUUCUGAAAAGGAUAUAAAGAAGGUAUAACGUAGCUUUUGUUUUGUUAUUUCUUUUUUUUUUUUU